AUGUUUAGUACUGCUGAUCCACAUCCUUUGCAUGGAGUGAAUGCUGGAGAAGAUAUAUAUUGGUUAGUUGAGAGUAUUGUUCCUAAUAUCAGUCAGCCCGAACGGAGGAUUAUAGCCUUCAAUUUAAGAGAGGAAAUCUUCACACCUGUUACUUAUCCACCAAUUGGUUCGGGUAGACACCACUCGGUUUGUAGAGAUAGACUUACUUCCUUGGAAGACGAUACACUAUGCUUGUCCCAUUGGGUUGAAGGAUAUAUGUCAGUGCGGAGCAAGGUUGAGAUCUGGAUUUUGCAGAGUCAAAAGUGGACACUACCAUACAGCAUAGUCAUACCAGAAAUUGGUGUCCCACUGACACUUCCGACGAAAUCCCAAAUGUUCAUUUGGAUGCAGCACUACUUCAUUUGUAGGCGCUAUCCUGAUGGUAUAGGUUUGGGACGAAAUCCAGAAAAGAGUCGUGCGUUGCAGCCAGUUCGACAUGCAGACAGCCUUGUCUCUCUAAAAGCACUAGGAGAAAGAAAAACUUGGAUCAAAACAACUACGAAGCUCCAGUGCAAGAAGAAGAUAAAGCCCUCAGCUGCAUCUCAGGACAACCAGUAUGACUCCCUCGUAUUCAACUUCCUUAGAAAAUUUUCCCAGUAUGACUCCCUCGUAUUCAACUUCCUUAGAAAAUUUUCCCAACAAGCACGUGGUUGGUAUGCUAACCAGGACAUGAAGUAUGCCGCUGAAAACCUACAUUUCCUGUACCAGACUUUGUCAAAAUGCGAGACAGUUGUCUCACAAUAUCUGGAAGUGCAGCCUGAGGCUUCAGCAGCUAGACAACCAACAGUCAAAGAGAAUUUUCAGGAUCUUGAUAGUCCAGAGUUGUUCAGUGCUGCUCUGUAUAGUAAAUUGAGUUUAAUUACUAAUUACCUUGACAAAAUAUCUAAGGGUCAGUAUCCAAAACGGAAUCUGCUUCAACUAGCUGAUAUGCAGAAAGAGGUGGAGAGUCUUCUUAGGAGCCAGGGAUUGCUGCCAUUCUCUGAUUACUCAGAGGUUCUGAAGCAGUUGCAGUUCUUUUGGCAAGAGAAGGGUUGGCUGAAGCAAUGAAAGAUAUGAACUAUGUUGUCACUACCAGUGGAGAUGCACAAUUUGCAACAUUACUGAAUUCUCUGAACUGAAAGCAGUGCCACUUCAACUGUUGUCUUGCACCAUGUGACUUCAAAUUGGCUAUGAUUAGAAUAGAGUGUUGGAUUCCAAUUAAUGUAGAACUAAAUAGCACAAGGGGUCAGACUCUUAACUAGCAUUAGAGUUCAAUUUUCGAAAUCCUUGAAUGAUUUGUAAACUUAAUGGG
Messenger RNA from Papaver somniferum (opium poppy), 1330 nucleotides. RefSeq lists its product as uncharacterized. NCBI's taxonomy places the organism in Eukaryota, Viridiplantae, Streptophyta, Magnoliopsida, Ranunculales, Papaveraceae. The transcript is spliced from 5 exons. Bases 1 to 1086 code for a protein of 361 amino acids. The record is from RefSeq and is a predicted model, not a curated record.